Molecule: messenger RNA, 984 nt
Organism: Alternaria burnsii
Lineage: Eukaryota; Fungi; Ascomycota; Dothideomycetes; Pleosporales; Pleosporaceae
Exons: 2
Coding region: 1-984 (327 amino acids)
Biological process (GO): peptidyl-proline hydroxylation to 4-hydroxy-L-proline
Cellular component (GO): endoplasmic reticulum
Molecular function (GO): iron ion binding; L-ascorbic acid binding; procollagen-proline 4-dioxygenase activity
Source: RefSeq, a predicted model, not a curated record
AUGCAGCGUUCCUCCUCCGUAUCGUCAUCGUCGUCGUCCUCGUAUUCGUCCUCACUAUCGAUAACAUCAUUCGUUCAAUAUGCUUUCCUCGCCGCACUAGCAUAUAUACUCGCUGGUGCGCCUUUGUCGACAUUGCUUGUCUCACGUACGAAUGGCGAUUCAGCGUUGUCAGGCAGUAGUAGCCUUGGUGCGGAAAAAGGUGUUGAUACAAUAUCCAAGUUGGAAAAUCUGGUUAUUCCAGAGAAGAACUUGAGUUGCGCGGCGCAUGCAUACAAAGGAGUUUAUGUCCUGAGCAGGGAGCCAUUGGUGGUGUACAUUGAGGGGUUCAUUGGUGAAGAGGAAGCAAAAGAAGUUGUGGCAUUGAGUAACCCGCAUUUCACACCCUCAACCGUAUGGACCUCCGGCACUGAGUCCCUCAAUCCGUCAAUCCGUAACUCGGAAAAAGCUCCCCUACCCCGCAGCCAAACAGUGAAGUGUAUUGAAGAGCGCGCUCGCGUUUUUCAAGGCUGGCGACCCUACACUUUCAUUGAGAAACUAUGGAGCCAGAGAUAUGGCGUUGGAGGCCACUACACAUACCACUACGACUGGAGUACCGCGACUAAGAAGAGUGGACGCGUCAGUUCUUUUAUGGUGUAUUUGGAAGCGAAUUGCACGGGUGGUGGAACACACUUUCCGCGUUUAGAGAGGCCUAAAGAUGGGAGUUGGUGUCAAUUUAUUGAGUGUGGUGACGGUGCUUCUUCGACAGAUGCAGAUCUCUCGGCGAAUACUGUGGAAGACGGACGGCCCAAGGAAGAUCUAAGCAAGGGGGUCAUCUUCAAGCCUAUUGCUGGGAAUGCGGUGUUCUGGGAGAACAUGCGGGGAGACGGGAGUGGGUAUGCGGAGAGCUGGCAUGCGGGUUUACCUGUUACAAAGGGCGUUAAGAUCGGACUCAAUAUAUGGAGUUGGCUAGCUCAGGGGUAUGUGCCGGUGGAAGAAGAGUCUUGA